CUGCUAUUGCGGGCUUAAUUUUUUGAAAUCAAGAUAUAUUCGUUGAAAUGUCAAUACAAAUGUUGACUGGUAAAAAUCCUUGAUGUAAAAUAACGUUCGGAAACAUUGUUUUUACAAAAUUCGUUAUUUGGAUUCGAACUCUUGCGCAAAAUCAAAAUGACCGCCGUAAGGCGCACUUGUAAUCUUAUUUCGACUCUAUACUGAUUUUUGGAACUCGUUGAAUAUCAAAUGUUGUUUCACGUCAAACAAAAUGACGGCUGGAGUGACUGAAGUAUAACUCUAUGUUCAACUAAAUACUAAUAAUCGAUAAUUUAGCCCACAAACAUUACUUGUACAUAUGUACAAGUUUGCCUAUUUCAGUUCAGACAUACCCUUCGCAAGGGUUCUCGAGUAAUUUAAAAUUCUCAUUAUAAUGCUGAAAACAUUGGGUCCAGUUCUUGAUACACUACAAUAAUUAGUAGCUAUUUUAAUGAUUUUAUAUUCGAAUUUAUUUUCAAUGUAACGUUUCCUUCUGCAGCGUAGGGUGCGACCUUAAAGCAUAUAUUAAUACAAAUAGCUUCGCAUGUGCAGAAAGUGUGGCGGAGGAGUGAAAGAGUAAAGUAUUUGCCCGUUAUAACCUGUCUCUCUCGCUCUGCACCCAAUUGAUCGAUACGUUUCCUCUCAAAUAAUCAAGCGUAGAGUGAGAGAAACGGAGUAUCCCGAAUACAUAUCUCGAUCUCUCAUCACUUGGCUGCAGUUUGACGAGAUGGAUGGCGUGUGUAGUUACCGCGGCAUACAUACAGGUCUAGAAACUCCGGUGGUGGGGGUAUGUCCUCUUAUUGAAGCACCGAUCGUUUCGCCCAGUGACCACGAGUGUCGCUGCGAUAGGGGGAUGCAGGAUUCAGGAUGCUGAAAUUUUGACCGAGUUUCUAGACCUGUAUGUAAGACCGUGGUAGUUACCUCCGGUGGUAUAUGCUCUAAGGAUGCGACUAGAUAUACAUCAUAUACAUAUGUAUGAAUAGACAAACUGUACCUACCCAUGGACAUAAAUGUAAUCACUAUGUUAUCAAACAUCGGCGAUUCGCGCAUGCGCAGAACUUCCUUACGGAAUAUGACAAGUGUGUAAGUGAGUGCGUGUGAACUGUGAAAGCCGACAGCGAUUAGCCGCUACUUGCCAGCAUCAGUGUAUGUAUCAACUAUCAGCAUAGCUUUCCGCGCGUCCAGUCCAGUGUUUACCGUUCGUUGAUAGCGGUGCUUUUCGACCCGUCGAGAAAAAUGUUGCGAUCUCGGACGGCAGCGAAAGCGGUUUCAUUCCUCCGGAGUGGGGAUGACUUGUUGGAGUAAAAUCUUCGUACACAAGUCUAAAGUAAUAUCCGGUUAAUGUGCGCGAUGCAUUUCGCUCUGGAUAUUUUGAUUUUUGGUGCCCUUUUCGCUGUCGCACAAGCAGAAACUACCCAGCCAUGGUACGAAACACUUCCCGCUGUUGCUAUGGAUUAUAAAGUUCACAUAGAUCCCGGCAAAGAAGACUGCUACUUUCAAUAUGUCAAUCCGGGAGCAACUUUUUAUGUCAGCUUUCAGGUGUUGAGAGGCGGAGACGGAAUGGCAGGCUUUGCUGUUAGGAAUCCAACAGGGCAGAUAGUAUAUCCUUACCAAUGGCGAACAAGCGCUGAUUAUCAGGAUCAAUCUGCCACUGGAGGUUACUAUAGUGUUUGCAUCGAUAAUCAAUUCUCCAGAUUCGCGUCAAAACUGGUUAAUCUUUACCUAACUGUGAUAAGAUACGAUCAAUGGGAUAAAUUCACAAAAGAACUCAACGAGUUGAAUCUAUCUGUUGAAAAUUUCACGAGAACAAUUGUUGGAGUUGAGAAGAAUAUCAAUGAGAUGCUGCAAAUUCAGCACUUGAGUCGGAGUCGCGAGGCUAGAGACAUAAAUUUAUUAUUGGAUAAUAAUUCCUAUGUACAAAAUUGGUCAAUCGCACAAUUGUUAGUGAUAACAGCAACAACGACGCUGCAAGUUUACUUCGUAAGGAGAUUAUUUGAAGUGAAGCCGUCCGGAUACUCGAGAGUACGGAUAUAAGUAUAUCCGAGAAAAAACAAUCGACUGAAAUAGUGUAGAAAUAAGAAUUGGCGGUGUUUUAUACUAGAAUAUAUUUCCACUGCGUUAUUCUCUUUGCAUACUUAACUGAACAUGAUCUACAUCUUUAUCUAUUCAACUCUGUGUCUACGUAAAAUUUUAAUAAUGUACGUAUACUUGAAAUGGCAAAUACUUAAAACUAUACUAGAUUACAAACAGGUCUGAAUAUCAACCGUUGCUCAGUAUACUGACAAAUGAACUGUGACAAUUCUUGUGCUCACUAUACGUACUUACGGUUAUUCCGUUCAAGAUAAAAAAGAAAAGAAAAAAAAAAAAACGCCUCACUGAAA
Neodiprion virginianus is the source of this 2399-nucleotide messenger RNA. Its product is annotated as transmembrane emp24 domain-containing protein 5. Gene Ontology annotation, cellular component: endoplasmic reticulum; Golgi apparatus; endoplasmic reticulum-Golgi intermediate compartment. The record is from RefSeq and is a predicted model, not a curated record. The transcript is spliced from 4 exons. The coding region runs from base 1360 to 2052 and encodes 230 amino acids. Gene Ontology annotation, biological process: Golgi organization; endoplasmic reticulum to Golgi vesicle-mediated transport; intracellular protein transport. Lineage: Eukaryota; Metazoa; Arthropoda; Insecta; Hymenoptera; Diprionidae.